Messenger RNA from Helobdella robusta, 348 nucleotides. RefSeq lists its product as hypothetical. Lineage: Eukaryota; Metazoa; Annelida; Clitellata; Rhynchobdellida; Glossiphoniidae. The record is from RefSeq and is a predicted model, not a curated record. The coding region runs from base 1 to 348 and encodes 115 amino acids. The transcript has 3 exons.
AUGAAUUUUGAAAACAGAUGGGUCUUGAGAUCCGCUCUGAACUUCGCAAGUGAUGGAGAAAUAGUUAGAGAAGUAGGUAGAGAGUUCCAGAGAAAAGGACCAGAAAAAGCAAAAGCAGAUUUGGCAAAAGAGUGUUUAACACGAGUUAAGAAAAAGCGAGAAGAAGAAGACGAUCGUAAACCGGGGCGUUUAGGGUUCGAUUACAGGAAGAUUCCAACCUUGAACUUCAGUGGCAUCUCAGAUUCAGAACCGAACAGCAAGAAGACUCGCAGUGCCAGAGAAACAAGAGAUCGUUUGUUUGAACAGCUUCAUUUUCAUAACACAAUGGCUAACAUUGAGAUAAAAUAA